UCACAAAGUGGUUCAAAUAAGUAUGGUCCUAUUAGCAUAACCAUUAUUUGGUGGCAAUUAAUAAUAGGUGCCUUUUAAUUUGAUCCAUUUUUUUACCAUUCCUUUAAGGACAUUUUUUCUAAAUUUUGAUUAGUUUUGUGUACACGUACCUACGACAAUGGAGGUUGCAGUGUUUUUUGUUUGCAUGGCAAUAAUUGCGCAAAUUUACGCUGCGCCGACACCGGAAUCAGGAUCCAUCGCUGACCAAAAGAAUGAAUUUGAACUACCACCAAUGGCUCGUGGAGGGUUUACUAUGACAUUACACGUCACAGUCUCUACAACUGCAAGUACUAGUAACAAAUUGAAAGUCAAGAUGCUGCCUACAGCAGAGGACGAUAAUGAACCUAUACCGGAAUAUUGCAAAAACAACAACAUUGAAGGCAAACAUAUUUGCGUCAUGCCGAAUCAAGAAUGGACCAACAGAUCGGCAGAAACUCAAGAGAUCAUAGAUCAAGUUAUAGGCAUCACAGCCGACCGCAUGGACAAUCGCCUCAUUCUAGGAGUGGAACUAAAUGGGAACAAUCAUGGCGUCACCUUAAUGGACCUGGCAGAUUUUGAAAAACUAAAGCACUUUUCGGUCGGAGGUAUUAAGGAGAUAAAAAAGUUGGAAUUUGAGUUUAAACACGAAUAUCAGUAGUACCUAAUGUUAGCCCUAAAUUUGAAAAAUUCUUAUUUUUAAGAAGAAAACAGAACAGUAUUACGGUAGAUACUGCUACCAGAGCAGAGUGAAACUGGAGAUGGGUACUGGUAGGGUAUUCUGGAAGACCCGAAGGUCUUGGUCACUCGACACUGACUGUUAAACACAAGGGUCUAUCGCGAGGCAAAAAGAUUUUGUUUUUAAUUAUAAAUGGGCCUACUCUUAGCCACAGACUAGCCGAAGGCAAAGACGUGGUCUACAAUGGAGUGAGCUCGCCCAAAAGAUGCCUGUUCACUCCUGAUUUGAUCAAUUUCCUUCACGGUCUCUCUAUCGCUCGUACAACUUCGAGCAAUAGAGCAAGAUAAUUAGUGACAAAUAGUGAUUUUAUAAAUAAUUUGCCUAGUACUUUGAUGUUCCUAGUAAAUGUAUUUAAUAUUUAGGUAAAGGUGCUUUUCUAGAUCUAAACAUACCGAUUUAUAGGCAAAACAAUGCACAAUGGGUAAAAUUAGUACAGAUUUAACAAAAGUAACUCUAUUAAUAUACAAUAUACAUACAUAUAUAUAUUUUAUUUUCAGAUUUACAAUCAGCUCCAUUAUAAAUCUACUAAUUUACUGUAUUUAUUAGCUAAUUAUAAUCGCUUAAAAGUUGUUGUUAACUUUAGUAGGUGUUCAAUAUCUGCUUAAACAUAUGAUGUCAUACAAUUUUAAGCCUAAUAUGUUAGGGGGGCAAUAAAAUAUUCUGUAUGUUGUUCUAUAAAGCCUUAUGACUGACCAACUUACAGGGACAGUAUUGAUGUAGAGAUAUAAAUAUAUGUAUUUAAGCUCGUAAUAUGUAUAUAUUAGAAUAAAUCGAGAAAAAAAUGGUAUUAAAUCCUAGUCACAUUAAUUUAUUUCGUAUAACGAAAAUGUUGUUUAAUGUAGAUAAUUUAUUUUGGUAUAUACAGAUGUUUAGGUUUACAGAAAUGAAUGGGAUAACUGUAAGUGAAUGAUGAUGAUUAUUUGUUUAUAUGUAAAGUUAAGAAGAUAAUGUCGUAUGUACUUAAUUACGUAACGAUUUUUA
Leguminivora glycinivorella is the source of this 1735-nucleotide messenger RNA. RefSeq lists its product as uncharacterized. The coding region runs from base 158 to 676 and encodes 172 amino acids. The transcript has 4 exons. Lineage: Eukaryota; Metazoa; Arthropoda; Insecta; Lepidoptera; Tortricidae. The record is from RefSeq and is a predicted model, not a curated record.